GCCCGGAGAAGUUGUGUCCUAGGCUCGACGACGAUGACCAGUAGACUACCCAAGCUCAUCGCGUUCGACUUAGACUAUACUCUUUGGGAUCUGUGGAUAGAUACCCAUGUUACCCCACCAUUGAAACGCGAUGGAAAAGCUCUCAAUCUUGUUCGUGAUAGAUAUGGCGAAAAGAUAGCAUUCUAUCGUGAUGUCGCGGAAAUAUUGCAUCGUCUACAGUCGGCCGGAGUUGUUAUAGCAGCUUGUUCUCGUACAGCUGCUCCUGCGUUAGCUCGUCAGGCGCUAGAUUUGCUCCUUGUACCUCCUCCACCACUGCACAAGGAUAUAAAACCAAGAGAAGCUAUCAAGUUCUUUGAUCAACUGGAAAUCUAUCCAGGUUCCAAGAUCACUCAUUUCAAGAAGUUGCAUCAGAAAACCGGUAUCCCCUAUUCUGAGAUGCUUUUCUUUGAUGAUGAACAUAGGAACAAAGAAGUCGAGUCACUCGGUGUGACUUUCUGUCUUGUGAGCCGUGAACUGGACGACAGGACAUUCGAACAUGGACUGAACGAAUGGCGGCAUCGACACCCAGUCGAAGUCAUAGAAGAUGCAGACGCCAGUCAUGUAAUCAUAGAUACCUCAGAAGAAGCGGCUUGAGUCAGUAUACCACACGAACUCGAAAUCGUUCUAGCUGUGCCUUGCUUAAGUCAUGGCUCUUGACUCCGAGCUAGAGUCGUUCUCCGUAGGAUCCCUGGAUUGCAGCAGGGAUGCCGCAGUUGUCAUCGGUUCUCUACCCAGCCCUUACUGCGGAUAAUACGAUAUGAUCCUAUUAUCUGACGCAUAUGCUGUUACGGAGCAUCACAUAUGUCCUCCGUCGGAUUCGCUCUUUGGUGAUCAUACUUCGACUUCUUUCCUUGCGGGCAUAGUUCAAGACUGAGGACCCAUCAGUGCAAUUGAAUACCAAAGCAUUGAUACUUGGACGCAUAGGCACCGCAAUCCCUAUCCACCAAUGCCUUGAACACCGGAUCUGUGCUUUGACCCUAGCCCACUAUCAAUCGCCUUCUACUGACUCGAUUUGCAGACGCAGCCAUGCACAUGUUUUCGUCUCAACAGAGCAACAGGAUCAAAGACCUCGUGUAUUGGUAUUAGGUUCACGUCUCUCGAUCUCGUAAAUGGUUUUAAAAUCAAUGCAAUUCAUCGGGGAUAGGUUUCGAUUCCAGCAGAAUUUCGAUCCCUAGAAAUGACGUGCAACGAGGUUUCCUCGAGGACGAACUUUCGCUGGCAAGGUAAGC
Molecule: messenger RNA, 1268 nt
Organism: Somion occarium
Lineage: Eukaryota; Fungi; Basidiomycota; Agaricomycetes; Polyporales; Cerrenaceae
Source: the annotation of a GenBank genome assembly